Molecule: messenger RNA, 3036 nt
Organism: Helianthus annuus (common sunflower)
Lineage: Eukaryota; Viridiplantae; Streptophyta; Magnoliopsida; Asterales; Asteraceae
Exons: 4
Coding region: 1-3036 (1011 amino acids)
Biological process (GO): proteolysis; DNA integration
Molecular function (GO): zinc ion binding; aspartic-type endopeptidase activity; nucleic acid binding
Source: RefSeq, a predicted model, not a curated record
AUGCAAAACUUGUGGAAAGCUUCACACCGGAGAAUGUUUAAUGGGAAAGAAGGGGUGUUACAUCUGUGGUCAGGAGGACAUCCUUAUUUUAAGUGCCCUAGUCCCGUGAGGACCUGUUUCAAUUGCUUCACUCCUGGUCACGUAAAAGCUGAAUGUCCAAAGCUUAAACAACAGGGGCAGAAAUAUGAAAAGAAGAAUGAAAAUAAGAAGGCUCGGGGAAGAAUGUUUCAGAUUACUACCGAGGAGGCCAAGGUUUCACCGAAUGUCGUAUCAGGUAUUUUCUUAAUCAACCAAAUACCCGUGAAUGUGUUAUUCGAUUCCGGUGCUAGUAAAUCUUUCGUAUCAGAUGAACUUAUGUGUUACCCCUCCUUUCGAAAGGAACGAAUGCCUAUACCUUUAGAAGUAGAAGUAGCGGAUAGCAAAAGUUAUUUGUUGUAUGAAGUUUGUAAAAAUUGUAAGAUCACCAUAGAAAGCGAAGAAUUCGAAAUAGAUCUCAUUCCUAUGACUUUGGGGGAAUUUAAAGUAGUAGUAGGGAUGGAUUGGUUAUCCCGUUAUCACGCGGAAAUUCGAUGCGAGGUGAAAGUCAUUCAUGUAUUCUCACCUAGUGGGGCUCGAAUAAGUAUUCGUGGGGAAAGAAAGCUAGAGACAAAACUGUGCAUGAUUGUCGAAGCGGUUAAGCACGCAAGAAAUGAGGGUAAGGCCUACUUGGCUUAUGUUGUGGAUACAAGACAGAAGGUACCUGAAAUUGGAGAAGUAGAAGUGGUGAACGAGUAUGCGGAUGUGUUUCCGGACGAAUUACCGGGAUUACCACCUGAGCGAGAGGUGGAAUUCCGAAUCGAAUUAAACCGGGGUGCCAAGCCAGUGGCUAAAGCUCCCUAUAGAUUAGCUCCCGCCGAGAUGCGAGAGCUAAUGACACAGAUACAGGAACUACUCGAUAAGGGUUUCAUACGCCCAAAUGACCUUUUUGACCAAUUGCAAGGAGCAAAUUGGUUUUUGAAAAUUGAUUUGCGCUCGGGGUAUCAUCAACUUCGGGUACGAGAGGAAGGUGUUUCAAAAAUCGCGUUCAGGACCCGAUAUGGACAUUACGAGUUAUUAGUAAUGCCAUUCGGGCUGACUAACGCACCGACCGCAUUCAUGGAUCUGAUGAAUAGAGUAUGCCGGCCCAUGUUAGAUAAGUCUGUUAUAGUGUUUAUAGAUGACAUCCUGGUAGAGGUGCAAUUUCUUGGCCACGUUAUUAAUAAGGAUGGUGUCUUGGUGGAUCCAACUAAAGUAGAGGCUGUUAUGAACUGGGUUCCUCCUAAGAACCCGAGUGAAGUGAGGAGUUUUCUAGGUUUGGUUGGGUAUUAUCGAAGGUUUAUACAGGAUUUUUCUAAAAUAUCGUUACCCUUGACCAAACUAACCAAGAAGAAUGAGAAAUUUGUAUGGGGAAUUGAGCAAGAAAAAGAAUUCCAGACUUUAAAGAGUAAGUUGUCUGACGCCCCAAUUCUAACCUUACCCGAGGGUUCAGAAGACUUAGUGGUAUACACUGAUGCUUCACAUCAGGGCUUGGGGGCUGUUUUAAUGCAACGGGGUAAAGUGAUAGCUUAUGCUUCAAGGCAGCUUAAACCACAUGAAAGCAACUACCCAACACACGAUCUAGAAUUAGCUGCAGUAGUAUUCGCGUUGAAACUGUGGCGACAUUAUUUGUACGGAAUUAAAAGCACCAUAUAUUCGGACCACAAAAGUCUCAAGUAUUUCUUCGAACAAAAAGACUUGAAUAUGAGACAACGAAGGUGGUUAGAAUUAAUCAAGGAUUAUGAUUGUGAAAUCCUUUAUCAUCCGGGGAAGGCCAAUGUCGUAGCAGAUGCGUUAAGCCGGAAGGAAUACCCAUCACCCAUACAAGUUAAGUCAAUGAAAAUGACUGUCACCCCUAAACUUUUGGAGUUGAUCAAAGAGGCCCAAACAAAAUCCUUAAAUGCUACUGACCCAAAGAAGGAAAGAAUGAAAGGCUUAAUUGGGGAAUUAAAAAUGAAUGGUGAUGGCAUCAUGACCAGGUAUGGCCGAAUCUGGGUACCUUGGUUAUCCGAGGUGAAGUCACUAUUGCUAGAGGAGGCUCACAAAUCUCGUUAUACGUUGGCAGAAAUUUAUAUGAAUGAAAUAAUUGCUCGUCACGGAGUACCCGUGUCUAUUGUGUCGGAUCGUGACACAAGAUUCACGUUUCGAUUUUGGCGAAAAUUUCACGAAGAUGUGGGCACAAACUUGCGACUAAGUACAGCAUACCAUCCGCAGACGGAUGGACAGUCGGAAAGAACUAUACAAACGUUACUAGAUAUGUUGAGGGCUUGUGUCAUAGACCUUGGGGGUAAUUGGGACAACCAUUUACCGCUGGUAGAGUUCGCGUACAACAACAGUUAUCAAAGUAGUAUCAAAAUGGUGCCAUAUGAAAUGUUGUACGGUAGAAAGUGUAGAACCCCUGUAUGUUGGGGAGAAAUCGGGCAACGAGAACUUGCUCCUAAGGAUGUUGUGGCAAUAACGAAUGAAAAGAUUGAUCAACCACGAGCUCGUUUGAAGGCAGCGCAAGACAGACAAAAAUCUUAUGCAGAUAAAAGAAGGCACCCUAUUGAGUUUCAAGAAGGGGAUCGAGUGUUCUUAAAGGUCUCGCCGUGGAAGGGUAUAAUACGGUUCCGUAAACGGGGAAAAUUGGGUCCUCGGUACAUUGGACCGUUCAAAAUAAUGGCCCGUAUUGGUAAAGUGGCAUACCGGUUAGAAUUACCCCCGGCUCUAAAUGGAAUCCAUAACACGUUUCACGUGUCUCAACUAAGAAGAUGCCUCGCGGACGAUACAGCGCAUGUGUCACUUGAUGAUAUUGAAUUGGAUGAUAAAAUGAAUUAUAUUGAAAAGCCGGUGGCUAUCAAAGAUUCCAAAAUAACGUAUCUACGAAACAAGGCCAUUCGACAAGUUUUAGUUCAAUGGCAACAUCGGAAAGGAUCGGAUCUAACCUGGGAAUCGGAAGAUGAAAUGCGAAAGCACUACCCGUCUCUUUUUGGUACGUAUUAA